This is a messenger RNA of Manihot esculenta (cassava), 8562 nucleotides long. RefSeq lists its product as uncharacterized. The transcript is spliced from 36 exons. The coding region runs from base 203 to 7876 and encodes 2557 amino acids. NCBI's taxonomy places the organism in Eukaryota, Viridiplantae, Streptophyta, Magnoliopsida, Malpighiales, Euphorbiaceae. The record is from RefSeq and is a predicted model, not a curated record.
ACACGCAUAAUCCAUCGCCCCGGUUUAUGUCCGAUUACACUUUUCCGAGAACCAAACGCACUUCACAGUACAGAAAAGAAAUUCUAACCUCCUCCUGUAAUAAUCUCACUUAGCUCAAUGGGACAUCCUUCUCCUCUGUCCAUACACACUUAACUUAGGAAGGACAUUAUCAAUCGUAAUUUCUAAUCGGAAUCCACCGGAAAUGGACAAAGAAACCGAGCUCCUAUCGCGCCUCGCCGCGAACCACCUUCAUUUGUCUCAAUUCGAGCCACUGCGAGCUACUCUGUUAGCUCUCCGAUCUAAAAACCCUGACCUAGCCCUCGCAAUUCUCCAAACCGUAGUUACCAAUUCUGGCCGCUUCGAGAACAUCCUCUGGUCACCAUCCUGCCCAUCGCCUUCUCUCCUCACCUAUCUAGCCACCAUAGAGCUCUUGCAAUACAGUAACUCCACGUCGCAGACAUGGAGCUUCGAUCCUGGUACCUUGCGAUUGCGCGCUGAGUUCCUGUUAUUGGUUCAAGUGAUCAGCGACAUGGUGACGGAGAACAUGCGAAAGAAUGUUGACUUGGAGAGCAUUGAAAGGGAGAAGGAGAAUGAUGAUGAUUUUAGUGAGAAAGAGAGAAUUGGGGGGCGAGAGGAGUUGUUGGGUAGAACUAGAAGCGAGGAUUUGAAGGACGUGGGCGGCGAAUUGGGGGGUUGCUUGCAGGUUUUGGAUAAGGUUUUGGAUUUGGGGGUGAAGAGAUUGAAGCCAGAUGUUGGUCCUGAUGCGAAUGGUGCCGUUAAGGAGGAGCAAGGGAGCGAGAGAAGGGCGGAAUCUGCUGUUUGUUCCGUUGAGGAAGGGGAAAUAAUGUGUUUGAAGAGGGUAGUUUUAGAUCACUCUGAUGUUUUUGAAGCACUGUGCUGGAAUAUAGAGCAACAAUUGAAGGUGGAUGAGGUUGAGAAUUCAGGUUUAGCUAUAACUGUGAGGACGGACGAGAAAGCGAGUACGGAUUUUUUGGAGGGGGAAGAGGAGGUGAAGGUGCUUUCUCUGAUUCAAAGAAGCGUUCAGUUAGCACAUUUAGAUGCGAUGAAAGAGUGCAUGGAGGCAGGAGAUGAACAAGGAUCCUUUUCUCACAUUCGUUAUCUUCACCUUGAUCGUGGUGUGGACCAGGCUGAAUAUCGCACGGUUUUGCAAGAUCUCCUUUCGAGGGUGUUGUCAAGAAGGAAAGGAUAUGAAGUCUCUUGGCAUGUCAUACAAGAAAAGUUGCUAUGUAUUUAUGGAGAGGCUCUUUCAUCGAAUUGUAGACAAAUUGUUGAAAUAAUUCAGGUUAUCCAGGAUGACUUGCUAAGUCAAGAGAUUGAGACCUCCCGGGCACUUGACAACAACCAAAUUCCACCCCCUUUAGAGCGCUUUCAAAGUUAUCUAACUGAAAUGAAAGUGGAUUUGGAUUUAAAUGAUCCAGUUUCAUCAUUGAAUGUUGUAGUCAGUUUUUGCAUGAGAGACAUGUACCAUUAUGCUCGUGUCUCUGGCUUACAUGUCCUUGAAUGUGUCAUGGAUGUGGCACUCUCAUUUGUCAAGAGGGAGCAGCUUCAAGAGGCUAGCAAUGUCCUUAUGUUAUUUCCACGACUUAGACCUCUGGUAGCUCUGAUGGGUUGGGAUCUGUUAUCUGGUAAGACCGCAGCUAGAAGGAAACUACUGCAACUUCUCUGGACCUGUAGUAAGUCCCAAGUAUUUCGGUUGGAAGAAUCUUCACUAUACAGUAGUCAAGUGGAUGAGAUAUCUUGUGUGGAACAUCUGUGCAAUUCAUUGUGUUAUCAGCUUGAUCUUGCCUCUUUUGUUGCUUGUGUCAAUUCUGGUCGAUCAUGGAAUUCAAAAUCCUCACUGUUGUUGUCUGGGAACCAGCAAAUAGUGUCUGGAAAUGAAGAUAAUCAAUCAGCACCUUUUGUUGAAAACUUUGUGCUGGAAAGGCUUUCUGUUCAGAGUCCACUUCGGGUGCUUUUUGAUGUUGUUCCAGUCAUAAAAUUUCAGGAUGCUAUUGAAUUAAUUAGCAUGCAGCCGAUUGCUUCUACUGCAGCAGCCUGGAAAAGGAUGCAAGACAUUGAACUUAUGCAUAUGCGCUAUGCCCUGGAAUCUAUUGUUAUUGCACUUGGAGUAAUGGAAAGGUCUAUGACUGAUGAAAGAGGGAGUCAUUAUCAAGCAGCAUUAUGCCAUUUGAAAGAUCUGAGGAACCACUUGGAGGCUAUUACAAAUAUUCCUCGAAAGAUAUUGAUGGUGAAUGUUAUAAUUUCGCUUUUACAUAUGGAUGGUAUCUCUCUCAAUUUGAUGCAUUGUGCCUCACUAGGGAGCAAUUCUGAAUCACCCUCUACAUGUCAAUGGGAGCAUACCAAUGUCACUACUUGUGAAGGGGGAAACGAACUAGUUAUUUCUUUCACAGGAUUGUUACUUGAUAUCUUGCGUCGCAAUCUUCCACUAGGUGUCAUUGAUGAGCAUGCACUAAAUGAUACCAUGAAUACAGGGGGAAGACAGGCAUUAGAGUGGAGAAUAUCUAUUGCUAAACAUUUCAUUGAAGAUUGGCAAUGGCGGUUGUCAAUUUUGCAGCGUCUUCUACCAUUAUCGGAUCGCCAAUGGAGAUGGAAGGAGGCAUUGACUGUUUUACGUGCGGCCCCAUCCAAGCUUCUUAACCUUUGCAUGCAAAGGGCAAAAUAUGAUAUUGGCGAAGAAGCAGUUCAUCGAUUUUCAUUAUCUGCAGAAGAUAGAGCUACCCUGGAAUUGGCUGAAUGGGUUGAUGGUGCUUUCAGAAGAGCAUCUGAAUCCAGAUUGGUAGAAGAUGCAGUAUCUCGUGCUGCUGAUGGCACUUCAUCUGGGCAAGACCUAGAUUUUUCUUCUUUGCGUUCACAGUUGGGUCCUUUGGCUGCAAUUCUUCUAUGUAUUGAUGUUGCUGCAACUUGUGCGAGAUCGACAAAUGUGUCGCAACAACUUCUGGAUCAGGCUCAAGUCAUGUUAUCUGAGAUCUAUCCUGGAGGUUCUCCAAAGACAGGCUCGACCUACUGGGAUCAGAUCCAUGAAGUGGGAGUUAUUUCUGUGUCUCGACGUGUACUCAAGCGUUUGCAUGAGUUGUUGGAACAAGAUGAAAAUCCGGGCCUCCAAGCAAUUCUGUCUGGGGAGAUUAUUAUUUCAACAUCAAAGGAGUUGACUCAUCAGGGGCAAAAGGAUCGUGCCCUUGCUAUGCUACACCAGAUGAUUGAAGAUGCUCACAAGGGCAAGAGGCAAUUUCUCAGUGGUAAGAUUCAUAAUCUUGCAAGAGCUAUUGCUGAUGAAGAAGCAGAGUUGAAUUUUAUAAAAGGUGAUCACCAACACGUGGAACGGAAACCUUUGGCUGAUCUUGACAAGGAUGGGGUUCUUGGGCUUGGGUUAAAAGCUGUCAAACAUAUGACCAUAAGUUCAGGUGGUGGAGAAAGUAGCACACAGCCUGUUGGCUAUGAUUUAAAGGAUGCUGGUAGUGGGAAGAGAUUUUUUGGUUCAUUAAGUGCCAAGCCUACUACAUAUCUAUCACAAUUCAUUCUCCAUAUUGCGGCAAUUGGAGACAUAGUUGAUGGGACUGAUACAACCCACGAUUUCAACUUUUUCUCUCUUGUUUUUGAGUGGCCUAAAGAUCUUCUAACUCGUCUGGUCUUUGACCGAGGCAGCACUGAUGCAGCUAGUAAGGUAGCUGAGAUCAUGUGUGCAGAUUUUGUUCAUGAAGUUAUAUCAGCAUGUGUACCACCUGUUUAUCCACCACGAUCUGGUCGUGGAUGGGCAUGCAUUCCUGUCAUUCCUGCUUACCCAAAAAGUUGCUCGGAUAAUAAAUUACUUUCCGCAUCCUUUAAAGAAGCUAAGCCUAAUUGCUAUAGUUGCCCAUCAGUAACUCCUGGAGUCCCUCUGUACCCUCUGCAGUUGGAUGUUGUAAAACAUUUGGUUAAACUAUCCCCUGUGAGGGCUGUGUUAGCAUGUGUUUUUGGGAGUGGUAUCUUAAAUAGCAGUAGUGACUCCGCUAUAUCUAGUUCCUUGGAUGAUGGAUUAUUGCCAGCACCUGACAGUGACAGACUAUUUUAUGAGUUUGCUCUUGAUCAGUCUGAAAGGUUCCCUACUUUGAACCGAUGGAUACAAAUGCAAACUAACCGACAUCGAGUUUCAGAAGUUGCUGUAACAUCUAAGCAUAAGACUAAUAAGGAUGACGUUAAAAAUGACACAAGAACUGCCAUCAAGAGACUUCGUGAGCAUGAUAAUAGUGAUACUGAGUUGGAAAUUGAUGACAUCGUCAGUGGCAGUAAUCUUUCAGCCGCUUUGCCAGACCUCAGCAUUGAAGGUGGUGCCGCUCCUGGUCCACAGCAGGAUUCCUCAAAAUCUGAUUAUGUUGAAAGUGAUACUACAGUAUAUCUUUCAUUGGAUUGGGAAAAUGAAGAACCUUAUGAGAAAGCAGUAGAGAGAUUGAUUGGUGAAGGGAAACUGAUGGAUGCUCUUGCACUUUCGGAUCGUUUUUUGCGUGAUGGAGCCUCAGAUUUGUUACUCCAACUGCUCAUUGAACGUGGAGAAGAAAACCUUCCAAUGUCUGGACAGCCUCAAAGUUAUGGAGGCCAAAGCAUCUGGAGCAAUAGCUGGCAGUAUUGCCUGCGUUUGAAGAAUAAACAAUUGGCAGCUAGACUUGCCCUCAAGUAUAUGCACAGGUGGGAACUUGAUGCUGCUCUAGAUGUACUCACAAUGUGUAGCUGCCACCUUCCUGAGAAUGAUGCAGUUAGGAAUGAGGUAUUGCACACAAGACAAGCUUUGCAGAGGUACAGCCAUAUAUUGAGUGCUGAUGAUCAUUAUAGUAGCUGGCAAGAGGUUGAAGCAGAGUGUAAGGUAGAUCCUGAAGGAUUAGCACUUAGAUUGGCUGGGAAAGGAGCUGUUUCUGCAGCUCUGGAAGUGGCUGAGAGUUCAGGGCUAUCAAUAGCUUUGCGAAGAGAACUUCAGGGUCGACAACUUGUGAAGCUUCUCACUGCAGACCCUCUUAAUGGUGGAGGUCCUGCAGAAGCUUCACGCUUUCUUUCUUCAUUACGUGAUUCUGAUGAUGCUUUACCAGUUGCAAUGGGUGCAAUGCAGCUAUUACCAAAUCUGCGGUCAAAGCAACUUCUUGUUCACUUCUUCCUUAAACGAAGAGAUGGGAAUCUGUCAGAUGUUGAGGUUGUGCGGCUUAAUUCAUGGGCUUUAGGACUUCGUGUUCUUGCUGCCUUGCCAUUGCCAUGGCAGCAAAGAUGCUCUUCCUUGCAUGAGCACCCACAUCUAAUACUGGAGGUUCUACUGAUGAGAAAACAGUUGCAAUCUGCUGCUCUGAUCCUUAAAGAAUUUCCAUCGCUCAGAGACAAUAGUGUCAUUGUUUCAUAUGCCACUAAAGCAAUUGCUGUGAGUAUAAGUUCUCCCCCAAGAGAACCGCGGAUUUCUGUAUCUGGAACAAGACCAAAACCAAAAACAAAAACAGGUGUGCCUGCAAGGUCAUCUUUUAGUAGCAGCUUAAGUAACUUGCACAAAGAAGCUCGCAGAGCUUUUUCUUGGACUCCACGGAAUACUGGAGAUAAGAAUACUCCAAAAGAUGUAUAUCGUAAGCGAAAAAGUUCUGGGUUGCCACCAUCUGAAAGAGUUGCUUGGGAGGCAAUGGCUGGAAUUCAAGAGGAUCGGGUUGCAUCGUAUUCUGCAGAUGGACAGGAAAGACUCCCUUCUGUUUCUAUUGCUGAGGAAUGGAUGCUAACUGGUGAUGCUAGUAAAGAUGAGGCUGUUCGUGCUGCACACCGAUAUGAAAGUGCUCCAGAUAUUAUACUUUUUAAGGCUCUACUUUCAUUGUCUUCUGAUGAGUUGGUGUCGGCCAAAAGUGCUCUGGACUUGUGCAUGAAUCAGAUGAAGAAUGUGUUGAACUCACACCAGUUACCUGCGAAUGCAUCCAUGGAAACAAUUGGUCGGGCAUAUCAUGCUACUGAGACAUUUGUACAGGGGCUAUUUUAUUCUAAAUCCUUGUUGAGGAAGCUUGUUGGGGGGAAUGACUUGUCUAGUAAUUCUGAAAGAAGUAAGGAUGCGGAUGAUGCAUCUUCAGAUGCUGGUAGCUCUAGCAUGGGUAGUCAGUCCACAGAUGAGGUCUCUGAAAUCUUGUCACUGGCAGACACUUGGCUUGGACGUGCUGAGUUGCUUCAAAGCCUAUUGGGAUCUGGAAUUGCGGCUUCUCUUGAUGAUAUUGCUGAUAAAGAGUCAUCUGCCCAUCUCCGUGAUAGGUUGAUUCUUGAUGAACAGUACAGUAUGGCUGUAUACACCUGCAGGAAGUGUAAGAUUGAUGUUUUCCCUGUGUGGAAUGCAUGGGGACAUGCUUUGAAUAGGAUGGAGCACUAUGCUCAAGCUCGUGUAAAGUUCAAGCAAGCUCUUCAAUUUUACAAGGGGGACCCAGCACCUGUAAUUCUAGAGAUCAUUAAUACAAUUGAAGGGGGUCCACCAGUAGAUGUGUCUGAUGUUCGUUCUAUGUAUGAACAUUUGGCUAGAAGUGCUCCAACAAUAUUGGAUGAUUCACUUUCUGCUGAUUCAUAUCUCAAUGUUCUGUACAUGCCAUCUACAUUUCCACGUUCAGAAAGAUCCAGGCGUUUCCAAGAAUCUAUAUCCAAUAAUUCAGCAUAUAACACUGACUUUGAAGAUGGACCUCGCAGCAAUCUGGAUAGUAUUCGCUAUCUUGAGUGUGUUAAUUACUUACAAGAAUAUGCUCGUCAGCAUUUGCUUGGAUUUAUGUUCAGGCAUGGUCGCUAUACUGAUGCCUGCAUAUUGUUCUUUCCUCCUAAUGCUAUUUCGCCACCUCCUCAACCUUCGGCAAUGGGAGCAGUAGCUUCAUCUUCAUCACCUCAAAGACCAGAUCCUUUAGCUACUGAUUAUGGGACUAUUGAUGAUUUAUGUGACUUGUGUAUUGGUUAUGGUGCAAUGUCUGUUCUUGAGGAAGUGAUUUCGACGAGAAUGGCAUCUGCAAAACAGGAGGAUGUAGCAGUAAUUCAGCAUGUUACUACUGCCCUUGCUCGUAUUUGCAGCUACUGUGAAACUCAUAAGCAUUUCAACUAUUUAUACAAGUUUCAGGUAAUCAAGAAGGACUUUGUUGCUGCUGGACUUUGCUGUAUUCAGUUGUUUAUGAAUUCUUCUUCCCAAGAGGAAGCUGUUCAACACUUGGAACAUGCAAAGAUGCAUUUUGAUGAAGGAUUAUCUGCUCGAUAUAAAGGUGGGGAAUCUACUAAGCUUGUCACGAAGGGUGUGAGGGGAAAAAGUGCCUCCGAGAAGCUCACUGAAGAAGGACUUGUCAAGUUUUCUGCUCGAGUAUCAAUCCAGCUGGAAGUUGUGAAAUCCUCAAAUAAUCCAGAUGGGCCACAGUGGAAACUUUCACUUUUUGGUAAUCCAAAUGAUCCUGAAACCUUCAGGAGGAGGUGUGAGAUUGCAGAGAAGCUAGUCGAGAAGAACUUUGAUUUGGCUUUCCAAGUAAUUUAUGAAUUUAAUCUUCCAGCUGUUGAUAUAUAUGCUGGUGUUGCUGCAUCACUAGCUGAGAGAAAAAAAGGCAGCCAGUUGACAGAGUUUUUUAGAAACAUAAAAGGAACCAUAGAUGAUGAUGAUUGGGAUCAGGUCUUGGGGGCUGCAAUAAAUGUAUAUGCAAAUAAACACAAAGAACGGCCUGACCGUCUCAUCGACAUGUUAACCAGCAGUCAUAGGAAGGUGUUAGCCUGUGUUGUCUGUGGUCGUCUGAAAAGUGCGUUUCAGAUAGCUUCUCGAAGUGGAAGUGUUGCAGAUGUUCAAUAUGUAGCUCAUCAGGCAUUGCAUGCAAAUGCACUACCGGUGCUCGAUAUGUGUAAACAAUGGUUGGCACAAUAUAUGUAAUUUGUUGCUCAAUGAAAGAAACGCAAUUCACGUUAAUCCCGGUGGUUAUGAUUGAUUUGGAGAAAUUCACAACCCUUAAAGGAUGAUAAAAGCCAAAUUCCAGUAUUGCGCUAGCCGCUAGGACAUCAUGAUCAUCACAUAUACCAGUAAAGAUUGAGAUGGAAGGAGUAUUUAGAAUUUCGUUCUUAAUCUAUUUCCUGAUAUCUUAUAUGCUUCCGGCAGUUGAACUAGCUGAGCUGCAUCUGCAUUUGUAAUGGUAAGCAAGCUCAGAGGAUACGCAGAGAAAAAAUCGUCACAAGGCUUGCCAAAAUUUACAUUUGAACUGAUCAAGAUUCUGCGAAGAAAUCAUGUAUGAAAAAAAUAUAUAUAUAACUUGUAAACCUUCUCAAUAGAAGAUUCGACAGCAAGUCGACUGGAUGGCUUGGUCCCAUGUGCUUUAAUUUUAUUUAUUUAUUUAUUUAUUUUUGGGUUUAGGGGGAGGGGAGAGGUUGAAGCUGGUAGCAUGGGAAUUUUUGGAUGUAACAUGUGUAGUCCAGCAAAGAGCUUGAUUUGAACAAUUUUUCAUUGUAGAUGUUGUAUUUGUAAUAGAUGAGUGUCAUAGUGAAAGUUGGUGUGUGCAUUGGUGGUAUCAAACUUGUUUUGUUGUUCUUCCUGCGCGCAGGCCCAAAGGCCUUGUUUGUUGGUGC